UCCAAUUCUUCUUUAGUCUUUAUAUCUAGACUGCAUAGGCGUCCUUUGCCUACAGUAUAGGUGUCGUCGUAUGAUAAUGGUUAAACCUUUAUUCCAUGAAGAUAACUUGAUAGGAAUUAUCUUUUCUUCUACAAGUUGAGAGCUGGUAUCUUUUCUUCCAUUCAGCACCGCCACCGCAACCCAAAAUGCAUGAUAGGUAAGAUAAUUAUCCAUACUUACCUAUACAUUAUAGUUUUAGACUACAUCACCUCUCUAUCUCCCAUUCAUUCCCAAAGAGAAGAGAAAAGGACCAUUUUUCUGACUAAACAACGAAUUACAGAGGGCAAAAUGUUUUUCCAAGUAACGGCGUUGCCGGUGCCCUGAGCCGAUACGAGCCACAUGAAAUGAAAAAAGGUUCAAUCUCGUAGCCAUGUGGCAAGAUGGGGAGCGGCUACAUCUUAGCACAUUCGGAAUGCCAAAUAUGCUGAUAAUUUCGUUAAAUCCCUCUUUAUUUUCUCCUUAUAAAUUUUGACUCGCUCUGCUUAGCUCUCCGCCGGAAAACGACUCCUAACUUACAGACGUCAAGUUUCAUCCGGUAUACGUUAUCCCUUACCAUCGGCUCCACGCGAAAAGGCUCAUAGCUAUGCCGUGAUUCCACUGGUUAACGUGCGCUAAGAAUGAUGCAUUCCGCCCCUUUGCCAUAAAACGGUCGUCUGAUCUGCUCUCCGAGUAUAUCUGGUACUCUCUCUCUCUCUCGUUCUGGGUAGAGCCCCGUCUCGGUUUGAGUAGUGCUUCAAAGCCUCAAGCUCGUUGUAAGAUUGGUAAUCUUUCUAGAGAUAAAGGUGUAAAUGUUUUCAACAAUGCGGUUGCUGUGGGAGGUUGUAGUGAUGAUGCUCUUAGCUCUGUUCUCAAAGGCCAUUGGAACAAGACCUUACUCCAGGACAAGCGAUCCAUUCGAUAGCACGGGUUAUUGCUUGAGUUGGAGAGUGGCAGUUGAAGCAAACAAUUUGCGUGCAUGGCGCACAGUCCCAUUCCAGUGCCUACGCUACGUCGAAAAUUACAUGGUGAGUGGCCAGUAUGAGCGUGACCUGGGAAUGGUUAUAGAGCAGAUCUAUAGCUACAUCGAUGAUAUCGUUUUGUUUAAUGAUGGCAUGGAUGCUUGGAUUCUGGACGUGGACGAUACGUGUAUCUCCAAUCUCUGGUACUACAAAGGAAAGCGAUUUGGGUGCGAUCCAUACGAUCCAAUAGGGUUCAAAUUCUGGGCACUGAGAGGGGUCUCUCCAGCAAUUCCCGCCGUCCUUGAUUUGUUCACCAAGUUGGUGGAAAAUGGUUUUAAGGUCUUCCUUGUUACGGGAAGAGAUGAAGAGACGCUUGGGCAGGCUACACUGGAGAAUUUGCACAACCAGGGAUACCUUGGCUAUGAACGGUUGAUUCUGAGAAAUCAGGUUUACAAGGGGCAAAGCGCGGUGGUAUUCAAAUCAGAAAUUCGUAAACAAUUGGUGGAGGAAGGUUACAGAAUAUGGGGGAAUGUGGGAGACCAAUGGAGCGAUCUCUUGGGAGAUUGUUUGGGCCAGCGUACAUUUAAGCUCCCUAAUCCCAUGUAUUUUGUCCCUUGAGUCUCUCAAGGGGUUACACCAACGUGGACACAUAAACUAAAUGAAUUACUGAAAUUACUGCUAAAAGAAAAUGUUUGCUGCAUUGUUGUUCGAAAUUUUCAA
Messenger RNA from Nelumbo nucifera (sacred lotus), 1697 nucleotides. RefSeq names its product HAD superfamily, subfamily IIIB acid phosphatase. NCBI's taxonomy places the organism in Eukaryota, Viridiplantae, Streptophyta, Magnoliopsida, Proteales, Nelumbonaceae. The record is from RefSeq and is a predicted model, not a curated record. Gene Ontology annotation, molecular function: acid phosphatase activity.